Molecule: messenger RNA, 3571 nt
Organism: Nerophis lumbriciformis (worm pipefish)
Lineage: Eukaryota; Metazoa; Chordata; Actinopteri; Syngnathiformes; Syngnathidae
Product: probable peptidyl-tRNA hydrolase 2
Cellular component (GO): cytosol
Molecular function (GO): peptidyl-tRNA hydrolase activity; protein binding
Source: RefSeq, a predicted model, not a curated record
UGAGGUAAAUAAAAUAAUAUAGAGUAGGGUUUCAUCUCGCUCCAUACCAGAAGGUGGCGGUAAUGCUUAAUAAGGCUGCUUGCCAACCGCCAUUAAACCAGAGAAGAAGAAGAAAGAGAAGGAGUAACACGACCGACGACAAAAGGCACGAAGGAAUUCUUGAAUGAAAAAUUAGACAAAUCUGUCCGUUGUGAUAAAAAACGAGAGCAUUAGUCAAGAAAGUUUCUCUCAAUUAACUGACGUUCCAGCUCACAAGCGUCUUCUUCAGAAGAUAAUGGAGCCCCCAAAGCAAGCAAAUCCAGACUGCGGUUCUCAGGAAGUGAACCCGGUGUUUCUGCAACAACUCAGAGAGCUGGACAUUCCAGAAGAGGCAGCUAAACAGGCACUCCUGCAUACUCUGAAUGUUUCUGCUGAGGAGGCGGCCAUGUACUACUUCAACAAACUGGAGAAUGAGGAGGAGGGUGAUGAUGACCUGAUGUUCAAAAUGGUGUUUGUGGUCAACAUGGACCUUGCCAUGGGUGUAGGAAAGGUAGCUGCUCAGGUGGGCCAUGCUGCUGUUGGAUUAUACCAAACCCUGCAGGAGAAAAGCAGCUGGAGGGAGAUGGCCUGGAAGUGGGACCACAGUGGAGCUAAGAAGAUUGUAGUCCAAGGCACCAAUGUGUCUCAUCUGUUGGAGCUCCAGGCCUUAGCCAUGAGCCUCAGUCUGCCCACUUACCUGGUCCAGGAUGCUGGCCUUACUCAGGUGGAGUCUGGCUCCCGUACUGUCCUGGCUGUAAUGGGUGAGGAGGAAAUGGUAAACAACGUCACCGGGAGUCUGAAGCUGCUGUGAUGGUCUCCAGACCACAAGACACAAAGGUGUAAUGUCUGACAGCAACAAGCAGAGGGCACAAUUUCCCAAAGAAAGCAAGAAGCUAGCACGUGUUUAACCUUUAACAUGCCAGACAGAAGACAAGUAACCCCACACUAAGUCUUAAAACAUGAACAUUUCCAACUGAUCGUUCUUUUUGAAUUAGUGUGUAGCUUGUGUGCUGCGCUGUUAGGAUUCUGAAAGCAGCGGGUCAAGUCUUUCCACUUUGAAAAAUGCAAUGUUCCCCUGAAGACAUUUCUUCUGGUUUAUAUACACGCACGUCUUGUCAAAUCAUUCACGGACCUAAAACCGUCUUAUUCAGCCCUUUCAUUGAAAAAUGUAACAUUGCUGCUUGUGCGGAGACAUAUAUUCACAUCAUAUAAUAUGCUACUUGGCUGAGCAGCCACGUCCAAAUGGUGCACCAGGUGUUUAUCUUCACGUGCUCGUGCAUAGCUCAGCUGCUCUUGUCACACAAAAUUACAACUUUUUGCAUGACUGUUGGUUAACACCCCUGUUGUUGCUUUCGUCUUUGUUAGCGGUGGCUUUUGCACUCCACUAUUCCUUCUUCGGAACCAUCUUCACUAACGCCCAGUCAUAUGGUCGCCGCUCUGACUACAUGUAUGUCUGCUAGCAUACAAUAGAAAGAGUUAGCACUGAUGCUACAUGGGCACUAGUUUACCUUUUAUUGCAUGUAUUUCACUUCUUUUUUGUGUAAGCCAGCGGUGUCCAAACUUCUCCCUCUGAGAGUCAUGUAGAGAACAUUCAAAGUACUUCGCCUUUUGUUUAGUAAACACGCUAAUCUAUUGUGAGUAUAAAAAAAAAAGGACAAGAAGUUUAAGUUACUCAACUAAAAAUCGUUUUAAUGUGGCCUUAUUCACAAUUAAAAUGCUUGAAUAAAAGAUUCCACAGUAUCCAAAUACUAUUAAAAUACUUUUUCGUAGGGAUGUGCAGAUCAUAAUAAAGUAUGUGAUUACCAUUGCUAAUUAAUGCAUUUUAUUGCUGAUCCCAUAUUGAUGACACAAUUUAUUUUUAGUCCCCAGGCUGACAAGCAGCUAGUUAUGUGUCUCCAUACACAGUGUGGAGCUGCUCCUCCAGGCUAAUGAUAAUCACCUCCAUUACGGCAAAUAAACUGCAUUUAUGAGUCUCUACAGUAUCAUUAUCAUUGAGGACAAGGCUGAACAUAUUACACACAAUGGACGACAAGAAGGAGUUACCGUAUUUUUCGGACUAUAAGUCGCAGUUUUUUUCAUAGUUUGGCCGGGCUCCAGUACGACUUAUGUUUUUUUCCUUUUUUAUUAUGCAUUUUCGGCAGGUGCGACUUAUAUUCCAAAAAAUACGGUAGUUUAAAUGUUGAGUUGAUAUUGUUCAACUGUCAGAUUCAUCAUAGAUCAUUUAAGAAUGAACAGUUAAUACUUGUGAUCGGCAUCGGACGAUUUUACUUAUGGAUGAUCAGAACCGGAUCUGACAGCAUGAAACCCUGAUCGAAGCAUCUCCACUUUUUAGGCACUCUAAUUAUUUUUGUUUACAGUGAAGUCAAAUAUAAGGGAUGAUAAUUGACCAUGAUACAUUUUUGUUAUACUACUGAUAUUUUAAUUACACAAUCGAAAGCUAUUAUAAUUGUAGAUGACAGGUUUCUAUUUUAUAGAAGGUAAUUUGCAGUGUUAUUUAAAAAUAUUAAUGAAUAGCUGAUAUAGAUAGAUACUUUUUUUGCACAUUUUUGUUUAAUAUUUUAGUGUAUGUCUAGUAGUCCCCCAUAAUGUAACGAAACACUUCCCUUUUCAUGCAUAGAAAAAUGCUGUGGCAACAAAUGAGCUCCAGGCCAGACUUUGGACACCACUGCUGUAAAUAUUGAUUUAACGAAGACGCACCUUUGAGUACAGAUGUGUCAACAUGUAUACGUUACUCUCCUGUGUUGUAAUGAUACUGACUGUGUAGUGAUGUUUGCAUACUUGCUAAACAUAUCGUCUCGUCUUGCAAUAUGUGAACUGAUGGGCUUACUAAAUGUACCUUUUUGCAGAUGAAACUGUCAUGCAUGUAUCACAUGUGUACUCACUACUUGGCAGAAAGACAGCACAGCAACAUUAUACAGCCUAAAGAUGAUCUCGUGUAUUCUGACUUUACUAUGAACCAGUACAUGGAGGACGAAUAGUAGAAAAAUAACAUUAAAUCCAUAAAAGAAGACCAAGCACGUUUUUACCAACAAGAAAACAAAUUAAAGCUACAGAAAAAAUGUUAUUACAUUUUUAAGUCAAUUUAAAAAACGUACUGCUGUAUUCUAAGACCAAUGCUCUGUGUAUUUUGUCACAAAAGAUUUAAAAAAAUGUAAUUAUGAGAUAAGUUAUAAUUCUCAUUUUGGCUUUUCAUCUCUGUGUAUUUUGUCACAAAAGAUUAAAAAAAAUGUAAUUAUGAGAUAAGUUAUAAUUCUCAUUUUGGCUUUUCAUCCCCCCACUUUAUCUUUCUAUCUCGAAAUUGUGACUUUUUCCUCAUAAUUCUGGCUUUGUAUGUAAGUAUGAUUUACCAUUGAGGCUGUCACUACGCUAGCGGUUCACGCAUGCGCGACACUUUCUAACCGUUUUUUUUUUUUUUUUUUUUUUAUCUUUAUAAAUUUCGACAUUUACAAACAGUUGAAAAUAAUAAUCAAAGUAAGUACAAAACAGCGCCAGGGGGUUGUAAAUUGAAAGUAACUAAAAUAGAAUGCGAAAUAUAUAUAUAUAUAUAUAUAUA